Molecule: messenger RNA, 2614 nt
Organism: Equus quagga
Lineage: Eukaryota; Metazoa; Chordata; Mammalia; Perissodactyla; Equidae
Gene: ST3GAL6
Product: ST3 beta-galactoside alpha-2,3-sialyltransferase 6
Exons: 12
Coding region: 651-1796 (381 amino acids)
Biological process (GO): glycolipid biosynthetic process
Molecular function (GO): beta-galactoside alpha-2,3-sialyltransferase activity
Source: RefSeq, a predicted model, not a curated record
CCCCGCGCAUCCGCGCCGCCGGCGGCAGGAGGAGCCUCCCGCGGCCCCGGGGGCGCUCGGCGCAGUCGCCUGGGGCCGGUCCCGGGCGCCUCGGAUUUCGGGCGGCGCUGCGCACCCUGCGCCCGCCAGCUCCGGGACACCGAGUCGCGCCCGCGCCGGCCCGGCCCGCGCCCCGUCCUCCGGUUUCCGCCGGCCCGAGGCUGCGGCGCCGCGGGAGAGCAGCGGCCGGAGCGCGGCGAGCGGAGCGCGGAGCCGGCGCCCCUGCGGGCUUCGCGCCCGGCCUGCGGCACCCCUGCCCCGCGGCUUCGCCUUGCAGGCACUUGCAAAGGAAAAACCAGCACCACCCUCUGUCUUGGAUAAUUUCUGGGGGAGAGGCCCCAACGAUUUAGCAGAAGGCCUCCUGAGCCUCCCGCACCACCUCCUUCACCUUCAGGAAGAGAGGGCCUUUGGGGAACAGAUUCCUAAACGUGCCGGUGAGCCAAAGCAACACUGCCAUUGUCCCAGACCUCUCACAUCGAGCACACCCACUUUCCAGGGGAGGAUCCAGUCGUCUGUUUGGCCGCGAGGGCUUGGCUAUAACUGGGUGAAAAGAUGUGUCUCCAUGUGCUAAGGGUGAAAUCUGGCACAGCCAUGACUUUCUUGAGAGAGAGAUGGAGAGACAAGUGUCUGUGUGGAAACUCACUACGUGUCACUGUGUUAGCAGAAGAAUUGGGGGAAGAGGAGAGAAAGAAAGUGCGACAGCCAUGAGAGGGUACCUUGUGGCCAUAUUCCUGAGUGCUAUCUUCCUUUACUAUGUGCUGCAUUGUAUAUCAUGGGGAACAAGUGUCUAUUGGGCGCAUCCCGUGGAGAUGCAGCAGAGGAAACGCGGCCAGCCGUGCCGCGAGAAGCCUGCCUUCGCCUCGCUCCUCAGAUUUCAUGAGUUUCAUCCUUUUCUGUGUGCAUCUGAUUUUAAAAAGAUUGCUUCCUUGUAUGGUGGCGAUAAGUUUAGUUUGCCCUAUGGGAUAAAAGCUUCAGAGGAACCUUUUCGACUUGCUCUGUCAGCGCUGCAGAGUUGUGAUCUCUUUGACGAGUUUGACACCGUGCCGUGUAAAAAGUGCGUGGUGGUUGGUAAUGGAGGAGUUUUGAAGAAUAAGACUUUAGGAGAAAAAAUUGACUCCUAUGAUGUAAUAAUAAGAAUGAAUAACGGUCCUGUUUUAGGACAUGAAGAGGAUGUUGGGAGAAGGACAACCUUCCGACUUUUUUAUCCAGAAUCUGUUUUUACAGAUUCCAAUCACAGGGAUCCUAACACCACGGCGAUUCUCACUGCUUUUAAGCCACUUGAUUUAAAGUGGCUGUAUGAUUUGCUGAUGGGUAGCAAAAUAGAUACUAAGGGGUUUUGGCAGAAACCAGCCUUAGACUUGAUCUACAAACCUUAUCAAAUCAGAAUAUUAGAUCCUUUCAUCACCAGAACAGCAGCUUAUGAACUGCUUCAUUUCCCAAAAGUGUUUCCCAAAAAUCAGAAACGCAAACACCCGACGACAGGAAUUAUUGCCAUCACAUUGGCAUUUCACAUAUGUCAUGAAGUUCAUCUUGCUGGUUUCAAAUACAACUUUUCUGACCUCAAGAGCCCCUUGCACUACUAUGGGAAUUCCACCAUGUCUUUGAUGAAUGCGCUAUCACAAUUUGACUGCAGAGCAGCUCUUUUUGAAGGACAUUAUAGAAAAAAACUUUGUAAUCAACCUCACUCAAGAUUGACCCUACAGACUCAGAAGAUGAUGCUAACAGUAUUAGUUUUAUUUUUAUACUGCAAUUUUUAGUUUAUUUUUAAAUGUGUUGGAUGCACUCAUCAAAAAAUUAUGUACAUUAAGUCUGUUGCUGCCUGGUCAUUCAUAACCACCGGCUUAAUUUCUGUGAAUAUAUUUAAUUUAUGAAAAUCAAGCUGUUUAGUUAUCAGGGAAAUAAGUAAAGUUUUGAUUACAUUGUUUUUAAAAUAAGCUGGUUUUCUGAGGUGUUUUUAAACAUCUUUUUAAUGGUUAGUUUGUCUUUGACUUUUGAAGGGAGGUGACUUCCUAAUAAGGGGUUUUGGUUUACCACAACAAAUUCUGAAUAUGACAUGACAUUUUGAGCGGUGUAUUUGGCUGCUGUAAAUUGGGGGGCUGGCACGUGGCUGUGCCUGGAUGUGCAAAUGAGCCACUUCAAGCGGACAUCUGGACGACUGUUGAAAUCCUUUUUGUUCUCCCUGAGGAAUCGGAUUUGAAUCUUAAACCAGCCCUGAAUACAGUGGAUGGUUAGGGAAAUCUAAGAUCAUACUAGUUUAGUUAAGCUUUUUUCCUGCAAUUAAGCAAACCAUGAUUGAGUAAUUUGGUAGAAUGAAGAUGGUGUAUUUUAAGUUGAAGGAAAUAGGCUAAACAUGAAAUUCUGGAUGAGUAAAUAACCAAAGAAUGCAAUUACUAAUGUCUGGUGACUGCAUUAUUUUAAAGAAAGAAAAAAGUUUAUACAAAGAAGCUGAGCUCGGUAAACUCAAGAAGGGGAAAAUUCUUAAACAUGAUUUUUUUGCCCAGUUUAUUAAUUAAAUUUUGAAAGUUUACUAUUUGAAUUAAAUAGGAAAAAUAAAGACAAAGUAAACUCUUAAGAA